Molecule: messenger RNA, 5974 nt
Organism: Lytechinus pictus (painted urchin)
Lineage: Eukaryota; Metazoa; Echinodermata; Echinoidea; Temnopleuroida; Toxopneustidae
Product: adenosine deaminase domain-containing protein 1-like
Exons: 14
Coding region: 436-2589 (717 amino acids)
Biological process (GO): adenosine to inosine editing; RNA processing
Cellular component (GO): cytoplasm; nucleolus
Molecular function (GO): tRNA-specific adenosine deaminase activity; double-stranded RNA adenosine deaminase activity; double-stranded RNA binding
Source: RefSeq, a predicted model, not a curated record
AGAUCUAAAAUUAAUACAUUACGGCGGAUCGGAACAAAUUGUCGAGUAAAAGAGCCGCCGAUUAAUUCUGCCGGUCCCAAUCGACUGCCUGGUCCAAUUCUGCUAUGACACCGGCAAGCGCUGCAUGCACGUUUUUGCAGGUACCGUUUUUGCAUGGUACGGUACGUAGGAAGGACCAAUCAUAGAGAUGUAUACUAAUUAUUAGUAUAUAUCUCUAUGGGACCAAUACACGUACCACCGUACAAUUAAUUCCAACAAUUAAUGUACAACCAUACACUCGACUUUUGCACUCGACUCGUACGUACCGGUACUCUAGCUCUCGCGCGCGCGCUCGCGCGGUAAUUAAAAUUGAGAAAUACCUCUGAUCAGUCCAACAGAGAUUGCGCAAUCUUGAUUCUCGAGUUUCUCUUUUGGAGCAUAAAUUGAUGAAGCACCAUGAGUAAUCUACAAGGCGUAAACUACCAAUAUGUCAGUCAGCAGUCGUUCAAUGCAAAGUCUGGCAAGACCUUCAGCAAGAUCAAUGUUGUGGAUGGAAUACAGGGUCUAAGAGCCAAGGAAUCAGAGCCCACUCCUACCGACGGCGGUGUGAAUCCCAUCAUAGCAAAGGCCAACCCCAAGGAUGUCCCUCGGGAUCUCAUCCAUGGCUUUGUUUCAGGCAAGAAGAACCCUGUCAUGGCGUUCAACGAGUUCUGCCAGUUGCAGCGCCUGACCCUGACCUUCGAGGAGGUUGUGCCCGAAGGAACGAUGGGGAUCAUCACCUGCAACUAUGCGGUGGUAGCUAUAGUGGAUGGCACCAAGUUUCCACAAGGAAAAGGCAGGACUAAGAAAGAUGCCAAGGCAGCAGCAUCUCGGAUUGCAAUGAGAGCAUUUCUUGGGAUGGAUGAUGAAGAAGCCGAUAGACGAGAUGCUAAGGGGGCCAGGGAAGCCAAUGCUAUUGUGGUUGAUGAUGAACCGAUUGCUCCACGUCCAAGGAGAACAUUUGGUGCGUCUGCGCCAAGCGAUGAGCCUUUGGUCCAUGGAGGCGGCGGCGGACAUUACCAGAUGAAAUAUGAGUCGGCUAGGCUUCCUUCAAAAGACAUGUGGAAAGUCGCAGAGAAACAGGAAUCAUUCAUGGAAUACCAGCUCAGGAAGCAGGCACAGCCAAAUCAACAAAUGGCUGCUGGUAGUUCUGGGGACAAUGCAAGAUCCGCUUCAGGGCCAGCAUCACAGCAGCAAGCAGCUCCUUCUCUUCCAACCAACUCUUCCUCUGAAACCGUGAGAGUCCCGCAGAGUGUCCCCAUGGCAGCAAGGGCCUGGUCCGGUCAGCCCCGUAUGCCCAGCCAACCGGGACCUGGUCUGUCACAGACCAACAGUGUCCCCCAACAGCAGCAGCAGUUACCACCCUCUACACCUACCCAGCAACAGCAUAUGCAACCUUCUGCACCGACCUUUCCACAAGGCCAAGUACAGCAGGGUGGAGGAUACAGUAGCAGCCAGUUGGAUGUAGGUGGAACAAGCAGAGUUGCUGAUAAUAUUGCAUCAGUUGCAAGGAACAUUCCCAGAGUUGGACCCCCAUUCCCUGGAUCCGGAAGUACUGGACUUUCUCCGUCAUAUGCUGCCUUUGUCAUGAAGUUGGGUCCUGAAGAUAAAGGAAACCUUGUGGCCUUGGGGACGGGCGAUGGUGUAUCCUCAGGAGCUACCAUCACUCAAGAUGGCAGGACUAUUCUGGAUUGUCAUGGAGUCACUAUCGCCAGACGAGGCCUUCAAAGGUAUUUAUACCAGCAGCUGAAGUUCUUUUUUGAAGGUGACAUUCAGAAGACAAUAUUCACUGGUCAGCAAGGAAGCCCUCUUGUGUCUUUGAGAGAGAAUGUCACAUUCCAUCUGUACAUGAAUCAAGCACCUGUCGGUGAUGCGGCCAAGUAUUUAAACCAGCCGAGCAAUGACCCAAUGCUGGAUGAAGGAGGAGCUCUAUGUUCUGUCAAUUCUCACAUAGGAUUAGAUGGAAUUGGGAGAGAGGGUGCAAUACAUUUCAUGUCAGCCAGUGACAAGUUGUUGAGAUGGAAUGUGCUUGGUGUUCAGGGUGCCUUACUGAGUCACUUUAUCCAUCCUAUCUACUUGGAAUCAAUCACCCUUGGAAGCAUGUAUGACCACGAUCACCUAACGAGGGCGAUGUGGGGCCGAGUGGAUGACAGCCUCGCCGGAACGCUUCCUUCAGGCUUUGAACGCCACCAACCUCUUCUUGCUCAGGUGUCACAACCUGUUAAAAUCCAAAAUGGCCUCCAGCCAGGAAUCAGCGUGAACUUUUCCAACGGGGACAGCAUGUACGAAGUCUUGGACUGCGGUAAAGGACGAGCACAUCAGACAUCUCCAUUCAAGAGUGGUCCCCAUGCAGCCAGUCGGCUGUGUAAAGCAGCAUUUUACUUCCGAUUCCGCAGCACUGCCACCCUUGCCAAGAGAGACGAUUUGAUAUCCGCAUCCACCUACCAAGAGGCAAAGGAUUUGUGUGCAUGUUAUCAGCAAGCUAAGCGACUUUUCAAAAUGCAUUUGGAGGGAAAAGGUUAUGGACACUGGUUUACUGCACCAAAGGAUGUCAACCAGUUUGCCAAGUAGAGUACGAUAAGGCAGAGAGAAACAGACAUAUAUCUGCAAGCAAUGAAGCUUUUCAAAAUACAUUUGGAGGGCACAGCAUAUGGAAACUGGUUAACUCCAUCCUACGAUGCCAAUCUUUUUUAAAGUAGACUAACAAUGCAGAGACUAAAAGGCCAAGAGACAAUUGCAGCCUACAAAAGCAGCCUACCAUGGUGUGUUUGGAGGGCAAAGGUUAUGGACAUUGAUAUACUGUACCCAAAGAUGACAAUCAAUUAGCCAAGAUUGACAUAAAGCAUUGGGAGAGAUACAAACAAGAGGGGAUAACAGAUAGACUGAGAGAAAUUGGAUGCUUUGUAGAUUCAUGAUUCCAAAAUGAUGGAUAUUCCAUAAAAGAUCAUGAUAAAUGAGAUGGUCACAGAACUUGUGACCAUUUCUAGGACAAAGAAUAUGAAUCAUCAUGCCUUUGAUAUGCUUUCAUUUAAGUACUGCAUUCUUAAAAAAAUCCAGUGUUAUUUCAAAACUAUCUACAUGUAGGUUUUGGUUUGAUGUAGCGCUACGUUUAUGUGUGAAAGGGGCAUUCAUAUAUUUUAUUUUCAGUUGUACACUUGGCGAUCAUGAAUUUGACUUGUAAUGAUGUUGUAUUGGGAGGCUGAAGUAGUUGCAAAGUGCCUUAUUCAGAACAAAUGUAUACAAAAAGAAGAUCAUAUUCACAAAAAAACUAAUCAUUUUCUAACAAAGCGCAAAGCUCCUUUUUCUGGUGCUUGCAUCGAUUUUCAAGCAUGAUAUCUCACUUGAAAUUGAACUUGUUCUUAUUUCAAAAAACGGGCAAUUCCAUAGUGUUGUACAGGACAUUUCGACCACAAUUUCUAGUCUCUUAGCUGAAUGCUUGAGCAAUACAGUUUCCUUUUUUGUCAAUGAUGAAGUUAUAGUGGGUAGUCAUGUGAAAACUGAUAACCAACAAAAAAUUAUAGGUGAAGAUGUUGUGUGUGGUACGGAACUCGGAAAUGCCCCGUACGACACGCAAAAUUUUCACCUCUAAUUCACCCAUCGAUGACAUAAUAAGUUGGUUGUCAUUUUUUACAUGACUACCCAGUAUAGUAAUCUAUUAUUACCAAAACACAAAUUGAAGUUUCUCAUUUGUUUGGACAGCAAGUUGAAAAAUGUUGUGAAAAUGGCUGAUUUUUCUAUCAUGGAAUCGCCCAAAUGGAAGUUGUGCUGCUGCUGCUUGUACACAUGACAGUGACACAAUGGCCCGUAUUCAGAACUCGGGUUUAACUUAGACCAUGGUCUAACUCUGUGCUAAAAUUAUGGGAAGCCAAACGUUUCCAAAUUUUGUUUACAGUGAAUGCUUCUCACGUUGACUGUGCUCUUUACUAAUUCUUUAAUGGUGAAGGCAACUGUCAUACUUAUCCUUCCCAGGCAGUUAAUAGUGUUUUUGGAGUCAAGUGAGCUGAUACAUUGAACCUCUACUGUUAGAGAUUUAUGUAACAACUGGCUUUCCAUAGUUAAACCACAACUUAAAACCAGAGUUUAAAUUAAACCUGACUUCAGAAUACGGGCCUUUAGAGUUAAACAAGCUGGUAGCAGGUGCUACCUUAAAUACUGUCUUGUAUUGCUGGAUAUGGCAAUAUAUUUAUAGCACAGCGUUAUGCAGCACAAUUGCAAAGAUGUGAAGAUUGUGUUGGAGGAGAUAUUCCGUUGUUUUUUCAUGUGGUGCUUUUAAAAAGUUUGAGAAAAAUGCCAAAGAGAGAAAGCUGUUUAACAAGUCUCAUUUAUAUAUAUUUUUUUUCGGCAAGCAGAAUUAUCAGUCUUUGAGAUACAGGUAUAUGUUCUCUUGCAUUGCAUUUCAAUGUGUUUAAGAAUAUAUUACAAUGCAACAUGAGAACAUAUCCCCGUUUUAACCCAAAGCAGCGUAAGUAAACGUAACGUGCAACGGAAUAUACCGCAAUACAUUGAUUUUACCCAUUUUUACUCAUUUUACAUGUACACAUUACAACCAUGCUGUCAGCCUUAUUGCAAUAUUACUUAUAUCAUUGUAUACAUUGUUUAUCAAACAUAUAGGUAAUCCAUAUUACAAGGUUAUUGAAUUGUUAUUGUACAUUGCCUACUUAGCUUAUUGUACGCAAGCUAAUGGGAGGCCGAAUGUGCAACACUCGUACUGUUUGCACACGUACCAUCCAAACUGUACCAUUGCACGACUUAAAGCAGAUACAAACCAAUAGCGCCAUCGUGAGUCCUCAGACCCAUAAUGCUAGUGUAGUCUAGUAAUAUAGACCCACUUGAAUGAUAACAUGCUAAUUAACUACUCAAUACCUUUGUACCGUAAUGAUUGUUACCAAGUAGUAAAACAAUUACUUUUCAUCUCAAAACAUUUUAGUUUCUCUAUACAAAUACAGGUCAAUUUAUUCUCUGUAGUAUUAGUAGAGAUCUGAAAACGUAUAUUUUAAGACUGUAUUUAUAACACAGUCAAUGAGAGACCACACACAGUUCACUCCUUCUUUAAUAGGUAACAUCACAAUACGAUUUAUUUCAUUGCGCUUAGUAAAUAAAUGCAGGUGCAAUACGCAUGUGGUCCACUGACUAAAUUCGCAUUGCUGCUGCAGAUAUGUGCGCUGGAUUUUGGCUUUCAACUAUUCUUUUCUCAUUUUACAUGGAUACAAGUUGUACAACACACAAAGCGAAUAUUAUUCUUGCAGUGGUACAAUAUUUUGCAGUCGGUUAAAGAAAGAGGCACUCUAUUCAACUCGGCUAUGCCUCGUGGAAUAGAGCAUCUUUCUUUCACCCCAUGCAAACUCUUGUACCAUCACACUCGUGGCUAUUCACUGUGUGUACCCAUGGUAACAGCCCUCUCAAAUUUUGAAAAUAUUGCAUGUCUUUAGAUUUCAAGUCGUUCUCAUAAAAUUUUGGGGUGGGAGUAUUCCGAACAACUCGUCUUUAUAUAUUGAUAGCUUAUCCAUGCCAUCAAUGCAUGACUGAAUUAAUUAAUCUUGAAGACUAAUAGGGAAAGUUAAUGAAAACUGAUCAGUCAGUCAGGUGUUGUAUUACGGUAUAUUAAUAUUGGUAACAACAUAGCUAUUCAAAUAUCCAUGAGUGAUUUUUUUUAACACUGGACAUGACUUGUCCAGUGUUAAAGAAAUCUCUUGGCUUAAAAAGGCACUAGCAGAAGUUUCAUCUCAGCAUUACUUGCUAGAACUUGGAAUUCCAAAAUUUACACCGGUUGUCUUCAAUAUCAAUAAAUCUCAAGUCAUGUGUGGUGUCAGAUAUCAUCUGAAUGUUAAUCUUCCGGAUUUGGAUUACCUGUUCUUUUGAAUAAGCACUGUAUUAUUAAAACUUUCAUGUUCUUAUGAAUUCUACCUGUCAUGUUUUUUUUUUUAAUUCAUGUUUGAUAAUAAAAGGAAAAGAACAA